UGCACCGCCCGCCUAAUCAAUUCAAGAUGGCAGCCAUGCGCAGGGGAUGGUGGUCGCGGCUGUUACCGUGGAGGUUGCUGCAGGCCGGUGGCUUUCCACUAAAUUCUACACCCGGCCUGGGCCUGGGAGCGAGGACUUAUUCUCAGGGCGACUGCUGGUACUCGCGCACGGCGCUCUAUGAUCUGCUCGGCGUCCCCUCCACAGCCACGCAGGCCCAAAUCAAGGCGGCUUACUACCGUCAGUGCUUUCUCUACCACCCGGACCGCAACUCUGGGAGCGCGGAGGCUGCCGAGCGCUUCACGCGCAUCUCCCAGGCCUACGUGGUGCUAGGCAGUGCCACCCUCCGUCGUAAGUAUGAUCGCGGCCUCCUCAGCGACGAGGACCUGCGCGGACCCGGCGUCCGGCCCUCCAGGACGCCCGCACCCGACCCCGGCUCGCCGCGUCCCCCGCCGCCCACCUCUCGGACCUACGCCGGUUCUCGGACCGCCCCCGGCGCCAAUCGCACGAUGUUCAACUUUGACGCCUUCUACCAGGCCCACUACGGGGAACAACUGGAGCGGGAACGGCGCCUGAGGGCCCGGCGGGAGGCCCUUCGCAAAAGGCAGGAGCAUGCGUCCCUGAAAGGCCUCCGCUGGGAGGAGACCCGAGACACGGCUGCCAUUUUCCUCGUCUUCUCAAUCUUCAUCAUCAUCGGCUUUUAUAUUUAAUCGGAGAGAUGAGGGAAGGGGAAUGUCCCCAGCCAACCCCCCAAAAACGGCCAUUUUUCCUGCCUCUGAACCCUUGGCCAUUGAUAGUCUAACCUCUGCUGGGAUCCGAAGGAACUGUACUCCCCCUGCCCUCCCCGACCCCCCCCAGCUUAGCCGAUGACCUGCACAUCCCUCCACUAUGGUCCAGAAAAGGAGGUCUCUCGACGUCUAAGAAAAAGGCCCCACGCUGAAGAGUCCCGAAAGCUCAGGAGUUAAGGGGUUCCUGGAGUCUCUAGGGUACUUCUUCCAGAGUUUGUCUUCCUGCUUCCAGAUGUAGUCAACUUCUGGACAGUCGCUGUAGCUUUAUUGUAAAGCCCCGAGCAAGAUUUAUCUGCUCCUGCCCCGCGUGUGUACGGUGGGCCUCCUCUGUAACCUUGAAAUGUGCAAUGUGACCAAUUGUUGGCUGCCAAAAGAAAAGGUUCGGGGUUAUACGAAACUUGUCUUUCUGUGAGUUCCCCAAGCCGCAGGUGAGACCUGGUCCAGGGUAAGAAUGGGAUCAGUGGAGAGCCUGCCAUUCCUCCAGCUAAGGUCAGGCCCCUGGGGCACUCCCCCUUCUGUUGAUAGCUUGUGGGAGUGAGAAAACAAAGUCACUGAGCAUAAGGAAUGAGUGUUCCUGUGCCCGUAUUUAAUGUGUGAUUUGGAGAAUUUAAAUUUAAUCUGUGGGAAUGACAGCAGAGGAGAAAAUCAUUUGGCAUCUUAAGGUCUGUCAUGCUUUAUUACCAUAGUUUUGGGUUUUUUGUUUUGUUUUGUUUUGUUUCUGAGGUGGAGUCUUGUGCUCUGUUGCCUAGGCUAGAGUGAAGUGGUGCGAUCUUAGCUCACUGCAACCUCCACCUCCCAGGUUCAAGCGAUUGUCCUGCCUCAGCCUCCUGACUGUGUAGCUGGGAUUACAGGCUCCUGCCACCACACCUGGUUAGUUUUUUGUUAUUUUUAGUAGAUAUGGGUUUCACUAUCUUGGCCAGACUGGUCUGGAACUGCUGACCUCAGGCUGUCUACCCGCCCGGCCUCCCAAAGUGCUGGGAUUGCAGGCAUGCGCCACCACGCCCAGCCUAUUAGCCAUAGUUCUAAUCCAUAGGGAUUACAGCAUGAUGCUAGCAGGGCCAGGUUCAUCCUUGGGACAGUGUGGCUGUCACCUGGUCCUCCCUUUACCAGCCAGCCCCAUUGCACACUGUGCAGCCCCUCCCUUCCCAGAAACAGAGUGACAAACUCCGCGCUUGAGUCCCCUGUUCCUGUUUAACCUGCAAUGCUUAUCACAGGCCCUUUUUAAAAUUUUUUAGAUGAGGCUGCUUGAGGCUGCGGUAAACUUUGGGGCUUUGGGAGUACACAGGACUACUGAGGGACGGGGGCUUGGUGUUUAAGGUGGAGACUUGGUUGUUAACGCAGAGCUGGCUAAAGGUGUGUUGUUUUUUUCCACUCUGUUUCUAACUCAUGUUAAGUAGUUGGUCAUCACUUUGGUCAGAGCUGCUGCUGUAGCUCUCUUAACUGUGAGUCACUGGAUGUUGGCAGUGAGUUGGCUGUGAGAUUGUAGGUGCUCAAGUGUUUAUGCACCGGACUGAGUGUCAAUCUGUAAAAGGGGAAAAUCCUCGCAAGAGGUCUAUGAGAAGGAUGAGGGCCCAAGUCUAGGGUCUAAACAAAGCUAGGAGUGGUUUGGUAUAUUACUAAGUGCAAUAAUUGCAUGCAAUUCCUGCACUCAAUGUAUUGUGUAAAAUCCUCAGAUAAAAUGGGAUAAACCCACAGCUGGUCCUA
Molecule: messenger RNA, 2489 nt
Organism: Piliocolobus tephrosceles (Ugandan red Colobus)
Lineage: Eukaryota; Metazoa; Chordata; Mammalia; Primates; Cercopithecidae
Gene: DNAJC30
Product: DnaJ heat shock protein family (Hsp40) member C30
Exons: 1
Coding region: 27-707 (226 amino acids)
Source: RefSeq, a predicted model, not a curated record